UAAUUAUUAAUUUUUUAUAAUUUAACAAAUAUUACCAAAUUAGAAAUACUUUACUUAAUAGCUAAUAUUUCUGUUUUAAAUCUCUUAACUUCUAAUCGAAUGAAGUAAUUAGGCAAUUACUAAUUUAUCGUUUUAAUUUGAUAAAUUUGUUUCAUUGUUUGACGAAUUUAACUAUUUUUUGUCAUAUAAGACUUCAUUAAAUCUAAUUAUGUUUUCGAAGUCACUGAUCAGUUUUUGCAGACAAGGAUUAGGUUCUUCAAAAAUCGUGCAGAACGUUCUAUGUAAACGUAAUUUGUAUGAGCGUGCAGCCAUAGGAUUGGAUAAAUAUGAGUUCUUCAGAGAAAAAAUUGAUAAUCAAUUUUCUGAUUCAGAUAAACAUUUAUUUCGAGAGCGUAUGAAGUCUUUUGCAGAUCCUGAGUCUAGUAGUUUAAUUUUUACUGAAGACUUAAAACAAAUUGUACACAUGGUAGGUGAUAAUGAAGAAGAUUUAACGCUUGUAGAAAAAAUGAUGAAAAAGUAUAAUAAGCAAAACCAAGGAUUAAGAUUUGGAAAUUUUACUUUUGGUCCAGUUGUGAUGCGAAUGUAUUAUCAUCUCAAUAAACCUGAUCUUGCAUUGAAAUUGUUUAAUGAUCCGGAAAUGGAUGGAUUCUUCAAUCAUUUAAGUUCUUAUCAAAUACUCAUGGACUUAUUAUUUGUAAAUGAAAAGUUUGAUCAAAUAUUACUUGUAUAUAAAACAAUUCAAGAUAGACAAUUACAAAUUGCCAAGUUUCCUAAAGGCGUAAUGAUGUUAGUUUUUGCUGCAUGUUAUAAAUUGAAUACAACUGAAAGUUUUGAAUAUGCAUGUAAAUUAUGGAGUGAACAACAAGAAGCUGGCCAUAAUCCAAUCAGAAAAACAAUAACUUUUUUUGCUGCUAAUGCAAUCAAUCAAAAUAGUCCUCAUAUCGCUCUUGAAGUUAUAACAUCGGUGCGAAAUCAAUCAUAUGUGACACUCCGUAAUAUAAAAGUGGUUGCAUUAUGUGAUUUGGGCCGAAUUGUUGAUGCUUUGCCUCUUCUAAGAAGUGUAUUAUCAUUAGAUCAACCAAUGUCUGGUGGCCCUGUGAUAAAACAAACUUAUUGUAGAGAUGUCAUAAAUUUAGUGAAAGCUGCUGCUGAAAAACAUAACGAUAAAGAAAUAUCAUUAGAGCUAGAUAGAAUAUUUAACCAACUAGAAGAGUUAAAUAUGAUUACUGAGACUACACUUGAUUCUCUUCUAUGUUCAGAAAUUAAAAUGAUCGAUAGAUCUGAUACAAACAACAGAGAAUCAUUAGUAGGAGCAAGCUAUCAAUCAGGCCGACCAUAUAAAAAACGAGAAUUUAGACGUCCUGGUAUUAGUGAUUUAUUGUAAUUUGAUUUAUGUAAAUCAUAAACCAUUUUUUGUAGAUUAAUAAUGUACUGUUUAAGUAAUAUUUAAAAAAAUAAAAUAAAGUUUAGUUUUUUUUUUAUUGAAAUAUGGAC
Molecule: messenger RNA, 1494 nt
Organism: Diuraphis noxia (Russian wheat aphid)
Lineage: Eukaryota; Metazoa; Arthropoda; Insecta; Hemiptera; Aphididae
Product: pentatricopeptide repeat-containing protein 2, mitochondrial-like
Biological process (GO): mitochondrion organization; multicellular organism development; regulation of mRNA processing
Cellular component (GO): mitochondrion
Molecular function (GO): RNA binding
Source: RefSeq, a predicted model, not a curated record